CCUCGCACUGUGCUAUAUUAGACACCCGAUCACGCAACAUCACCAAAAGUCUCGCACAUUAAGGGCACAUUUCACAAAGAGCAAUUAGAAAUGCUUCUGGAGUAUUUGAUCUUUGCUCUGAUUAUGUUUUCAAUCUCAGAGGGUCGCCAGGAGGUGCAGGAGGUGUUUGCGCAGCCCAACUCCCAAGUUCUUCUCCCAUGUGACUGUUCUCUAUCACCCACCAUCACCUGGACCAAAGACAACCAAGGCACUGUGUGGAGACAGGAGAAGAGCGGCUUGCAGUUUUGGGGCUCGAGAUGGUUGCAGCAAGGUCAGCAGCGUGUCCGAUGCCCCCGCUGCCAGAUGCGAGGUGGCGACUGCGGCCUGCGAAUCAGCGACGUCAGGGAGCAGGACGGAGGCCUGUACGCUUGCAAGUUUCUGAGCGGAGGACACGUCAUCACGCGCUCGCUCAUGCUGAGAGUCAUCAAAGUGUCUUUCGCUCCUACGGCCCCGAUUGCCGGGGUCCAUGUUUCAAUCAGUUGCAGUGUGACACCUUGGCCUUCAGGUGCCACAGUGCAGUGGAGAUUGAACAAUGACUCGUUUGUGCCUUCGCGCCCUUUGACCCCUUCAGGGACCGUGGAGAAAAAGGCAAAUGUGCUCUUGGCAGGAGAGUGGACUUGUGUGGUGGUCAGUGGAGGCACACAGGGCCGAGCCUCUGCGGCUUUAAAUGUGAGAGGAAUCAUCCAUCCAUCCAGAGAUGACACAAAGGUCUACGCGGCGGCGGGAUCUGCAGCCACGCUCCCCUGCGUGUUCUCCACCGGUUUAAACCCGUCUGAGGCCACCUGGCAGAAACUCAAGCCUGACUCUCUCUCGAAACCAGGUUCUGAUCCCCUUCCUCCCUCCUUCUGCUCUUUCUCCCCUACUUAUCGGCCUACUUGGGACCAUUCGGCCGGUUUAAAAGAAAUUGGUCUCGAGGAUGACGGAACGUACAUAUGUGCCGGGGUUGUUGAAGGACAAAGCCUGUCUCGGAAAGUGCAGCUGAUUGUGGCUAAAAUUGAUCGCAGCAUCACACGGAAGGAAACGGUCACACUGACCUGUCAGCUGACGGACACGAGUGAGGUCACCCGCUACCAGUGGGUCCACGUUACCUACGACCUCAGCGGCACCCGCUUGGUGAAGUCCAUCCAGGAGGGAAAGACUCUCCGCGUAAGCGAGGUGUCCCACGAGGACGGGGGCGAAUGGGUGUGUCAGUUUUACGGCACAGAAGGACGCCUGGGAAAUGUAACACAUGGCAUCACUCCUCAAUCGGGACAUUUGAGUGGCUCAACAAGUGGCUCAGUUGCGCUCGGUGUAAGUGCUUUCCUGGUUCUUCUGGUUCUGAUUCUGGCUCAGAUGUACAAGAACCAACAAAGGAGAAAAACAAUCUUUCAGUACACCACAAUGGAGUCAAUCCUGCACGCUAAGUCCAACGAGCGUGAGGCGAGAGAACGUGGUCAAGAGAAUCAGGGAAGGCACACUAAACCUGAGCCAUGUGACCUUGCACUAAACAGAUAAACAGA
This is a messenger RNA of Phyllopteryx taeniolatus (common seadragon), 1538 nucleotides long. Its product is annotated as hemicentin-2-like. The transcript is spliced from 8 exons. The record is from RefSeq and is a predicted model, not a curated record. Gene Ontology annotation, cellular component: membrane raft; external side of plasma membrane. Gene Ontology annotation, molecular function: MHC class II protein binding; protein tyrosine kinase binding. The coding region runs from base 91 to 1533 and encodes 480 amino acids. Gene Ontology annotation, biological process: positive regulation of ERK1 and ERK2 cascade; T cell activation; interleukin-15-mediated signaling pathway. Lineage: Eukaryota; Metazoa; Chordata; Actinopteri; Syngnathiformes; Syngnathidae.